GGAGGCGCGCGCUGCACCUGUGCCUGGCUGCUGUUUGAGACUGAGACAGACCGACUGGAGGAGGCUACUCUCAUGAGCACGAGGCGAGAUCAGAGCGAGGAUUUAUUUGACAGCUACGUUUUAAAUAGUACGACCUGAGUGGCUAACAGCAGGAGAAUUCCUCCCAUCAUCUUUGGACUUGACUGAUACAGAUGGAGGGAGUGCUGAUUUUAAAAUCUGCCUCUACUCCCAACUUUUCCUCUCAAAACUCUCUUCUUUCACCGGAUGCUCAGGAAGAUUCAGAUUUCCAGUCAUCUUCUCCUGUCCCUCCCCCCUUGUGUGUUACGGCUGUACCACCACCACCACCACCUCCUCCCCCUCUUCCCCCUCCUCCCCCUCCUUUUGGCUCUCGUACGGUCCAGCGACGUUCCAUGAAGAAGCUGAACUGGGACACCAUCCCCAGCCAGCGUGUCCUGGGAAAACUGAAUGUCUGGACGUCUAAACGGCCUCAAAGGGACCUCGUGCUGGAUAUCCGGAGCAUGGAGGAGUUGUUCAGUCAUGGAGACAAACAGGCUUCGCUGCGCAACUCAAGGGUCAUGGGUCUGACCUGUGAUGGCAUGGACCUCUAUUCACAGGAGCCUCAGGUCACAAUCCUUGACUCUAAAAAGAGUAUGAAUAUUGGGAUCUUCCUGAGACAUUUCAAGAGGCCAAUGACAGAGGUGGUGCAGGACAUUUGUCAAGGGAACUGGCUCAAAUUUGGAACGGGCAAACUAAAAGAGCUUUGUAAACUGCUGCCAGAAGAAAGUGAGGUGAAGCAGCUGCUGUCGUUCAGUGGGAACCUCUCUGUGUUACCUGAGGCUGACCAGUUCAUGGUGCAGCUGGUCAAAGUGACAGGCUACGAGGAACGCCUGAAAACUAUGGUGCUGAGGGAGGAAUUUUUUCCUCUUAUGGAGGAGGUGAAGAACUCUGUUGCUGUCAUGACCAAAGCAGCUAAUGAGCUGUUGGACUGUGAUAACCUCCACUCUGUCAUUCGGCUGGUAUUAAAAGCCGGGAAUUACAUGAACGCUGGUGGUUACAGUGCCAAUGCCAUUGGCUUCAGGAUGGCCUCUCUACUCAAGCUGGCAGACACCAAAGCCAACAAGCCUGGCAUGAACCUCAUGCACUAUGUUGCCAAGCAGGCAGAGGGCAUCGAUGCUGAGUUGCUGACUUUUCACACCCAGCUUGAACACAUUGGGAUGGGAUCAAGAAUUUGCAAAGAGGAGGUCAUCGCAGACUUUGAGAGGGAAGCCAAGAAGGUCAAGGAAGUGAAAUUGUUCAGCAGCAAACAGCCUGGCCUCUUACAUCAAAUGGAGACAUUUUUCCUGAGGGCUGAGGCCAAGCUGGCCGAUGUGGAGUCCUCUCUUCAGGUGCUAAAGGCUCUGAGCGAUGCUGUCGCUGAGUACUUCUGUGAAGACCCAGCUACCUUUAAACUGGAGGAGUGCUGCUCCAUCUUUCAUUCGUUUUGCAAGCGGUUUGACACAGCUGUACAGGAGAACCGAGAGCGAGAGGCAGCAGAGCAGAGGCACAAGCAGAAGGAGAGCGUGGCAGUCAAACGCCGCCCCAAAGUGUCUUGCUCAGGACCUAAGUCUAUUCGGGACUCCUCAAGCUUGGAGUCCGCUUUACACAGCAUUCUCUCCAACGUUCCAGAAGGAUUAUCCAGAUGCAGGAAGAACCUACUGCCCGCUAUCGAAGGAUCCCCCUCUGAGCGCAGCUCUCAGACGGUUCCAUCAGUAGAAAAAACUAAGGCUACGCCCCAUACUAGACAAGAGAGUAAGAAACAACCCAAACUGCAGAAAGAGGAUGGGGGAAAAGCAGAACUAGAAAACAAAGAAGCUGAGAAGAUGCGUGACAUAACUCAAAAGGUGCUUCGCUACCAAAACAACAGAAGCAGCCUCGAUGGAGACAGAGUUUCAGGCGCUUCUCGUCCGUUGGAGAGAGCACAAGACACACCAGAUACCCCAAGCUCCCCUCAGCCUAGAACCAGAGACUACUUCUUUGCCAACAAUGGGGAUGUGGGCUCCCCAUGGACUAUUCUGAGCCCUCUUACUUGCUCCCAAAGAAACAACUCCCACCGACGCAGACAAUCACACCGACGCAGGCUAUCCUCACCGCCAGGUGGCGAUGACCUUGAUGAUGGAGUCUGGGAGAGCGACGAAGGCAUUUAUCUCCCCAAUUCCUCUAAUCGGGACAGUCUAACGUCUCCAUCUGGGGGUUCUGCGUCUCUUCCCGAGUGCCCCAGUCAGAGAGCUGCGUCACAGGGUCCAAUCCUCAGGACCGUUUCCAUGGAUGAAACCAGGCGAUCUCCAGCAUCUGGCUUCCGGCUGGUAGACUUGUUCCAGAGAAGCAUGUCUCAUGCGUCAUACUCUUAUGGAUCCAGGACAGAAAACAUGAGAGAAGAAGGAACAGGAGUCUGUUCAUUGCUUGGCAGGAAGACAGGGAAUCAAGUAGAGGGUCAAGUGAACACCUCUGGGUUCAUAUCCUUUUUCAGACGCAUUGGAGGCAGAAGUAAGCCUGGUGAUGUGGAAGAACAUUUCAAAGGAUCUAAUACUUAAUAAUUUAAUUUAAUGACAAAGGCCAAGCUUUGUCUUUUUUUUUAUUUGUUUUUAGAUAAAAAAACUGUUUGUCUUUUUUAUUGUUAUGGUUUUACCCUUCAGUGAACCCAAGGCAAAUGGGGACUUGCUUUGAACUGUGAAGGUUUUGAUUUUGUGGGAGUCAAACCAUCUUACUUUCUUUUUUGUCUUUUUGUACACAAUAAAGGGUGUCAUUCUACCUUU
Perca fluviatilis (European perch) is the source of this 2792-nucleotide messenger RNA. It is a transcript of the gene fhdc3, whose product is annotated as FH2 domain containing 3. The record is from RefSeq and is a predicted model, not a curated record. Bases 192 to 2570 code for a protein of 792 amino acids. The transcript is spliced from 12 exons. Lineage: Eukaryota; Metazoa; Chordata; Actinopteri; Perciformes; Percidae.